AUGCUCGGCAGCGUCCUCGCCCUGCUCUUUGUCCGACUGCCUCUCUGGACUGUGCUCAGCUUGGUUCCAUCUGGGCGUCCGCUGCCAUCAUGGACCCUCGGACGCUCGCUGAUUCUCCGUGUAUUCCAAGCAUACGUGGGCAUCCUGUACAACACCAGCGUUGAGACCCCCGUCCGUCCUCAGCCGGACGCCUCCAACGCCUCCAAAUCUUGCCUAGUGUGGGUUGAGCCGACUCCCGACCUCAUCCUUGGCGACAUCCGCGAUUUUGUAGACGCGAACAAUGUGAAGCCUGAGAGUGUCCCGGGAUACUGGAACGGCUCUCGGGCGUCGGAUGGCCCGAUGGGCUCCGCGUCACCAUCCGAUCCAGGUUGCAGGACGGCCUUUGCCGGCUUCUCCGAGCACUUUCGUCACAACCCACGCAUCUUCAGCUUAGAAUAUCGCCUCGCGGGAGCGGAACCAUUCAAAGCGCAAAAUCCGUUUCCUGCCACGCUGCUCGAUGCCGUUGCAGGCUACCGCUACCUGGUACAGGACAUCGGCUUCCAGCCGCAAGACAUUCUUCUGAGCGGCGAUUCCGCUGGCGGACACCUCGCCUUCACGCUCGCGCGCUACUUGGCGACAUACGAGCUCCCUGGUCUGCUCAAUGCCGGAGGGCUGCUGCUCCUCUCGCCUACGGUCGACUGGGCGAACACGCACAAUGGCCCAGACUCGUCGAUGGUGCGGCAUUCCCGCACAGACUUUGUCGGUCCGAUAUUCACGACUGGCUACACCGAGCGUGCACUCCGCGGCGCGCUGCCCGCAGACACGACCGCCAUCAGCGCGUGGAUCUCGCCUGGCUCGCUGCGCGCGCAGGUGACGCCGGGGAUGUUCGCACGGCUCCCGCGCGCAUGCAUCGUUGCAGGCGGCGCAGAAAUGACGCUGGAUGCGAUGGUCACACUGAAGGAGCGCAUGGAAGCGGACAUGGGCACGGAGGCUGUGCAGUUCAUGGAGGUGCCGAAUUGCACGCACGACUUCCUUACGAUGGGCUGGCACGAGCCGGAGAGGACAAGCACGCUGGAGGAGGUGGCAAAAUGGGUGGGGACCAUAUGGUCGUCUGCGUAG
Messenger RNA from Postia placenta MAD-698-R-SB12, 1098 nucleotides. RefSeq lists its product as hypothetical. The transcript has 2 exons. Gene Ontology annotation, molecular function: hydrolase activity. The coding region runs from base 1 to 1098 and encodes 365 amino acids. Lineage: Eukaryota; Fungi; Basidiomycota; Agaricomycetes; Polyporales; Adustoporiaceae. The record is from RefSeq and is a predicted model, not a curated record.